UUGUUGUUGAGUAUAUAUCUGUUCCAUGACAAAGAAGACUCCCGGAGGAUCUGUGUGGAGGGCGUACCCGGCAACGUCACUCAUCUACAUUGCCUCCCUACCAAGAGGAUACAUGUCCUAUGCAAGUCGUAUGGGGAAAGAGGAUCAGUUGAGAACUGUCCCCUGGGAAAUAGUGAUAGAGAAUCAUGUAAACGUGUCUAUGACAGAUCAAGCACAGGUUUGACGGUCAACUGUAAUGGCAGAGAGUCCUGUAAUGAGACCGUCCCAACAGUCAGCAACAGCUGCAGCGUUACAGAUGGUGCUGCAGGGGUUCAAUAUCAGUGCAUUGAAGGUAGUCUGGACAUGUGUUCCCAGGACAGGGGUACAGUCACGGUCAACGGAACCUUGUAACUUCAUUCCCCCGGCUUUCCAGACAGUGACGGUGUCAUCGGCAGCUGCAAAAUGAACGUCACAGGUGUGAACAUGACAGUCACUGUGAUUGAACAGCGAAAACCUCAGGGGAUCCUAACAAUCUCAGCUGGAGGUACAGAACAGAUUCCUAACGGGGCAUAUGAAAGUUACAACCAGCCAGUCGUUUCUGAAGCUACAACAGUAGACGUACACUAUGACAACAAGGGCCAUGAUGGAGUAAAUGCCUGGAUAAUGGUUAAUGCUUCGCGUUUUGAAACGCUCACAUUCAGAAGACAACGAGCGUCAACAAGUUCAACUCAUGCAACUCAAGUAGCUCAGGAGGCAGCCACGCCAACUUCAUCAACGGCUCCAGGUCCGACCUCUGAUCGCAGGGAAAUUCAAACAUUCGUAGAAGACAACACAACCCACAUGUCAGCUGAAACAUCUGAAACACAUGAGACACAGCCGACUAGGCCUCCUCCAGCAUCAGGUCCGACCGCUGAAGGCAAAGAAAAGAAAACAUCCGCGAAAGACCACACAAAUCCCACUGCUGGAUCAACGCAUCCAUCUGGAACUCAUGGGACAAAGCCAACCAGGCCUCCACAAUCUUCAGAUGGCCCCUUAACAACCAUAGCAGUAGCAGGUUCAGCAACGUGCCUGGUCAUCGUGAUUCUUGUCGCAGUUGUAUGGUGCAGGUGGCGGAAGACACAAGGUUCGUCUCGAAAUGACAACGAUGACAUCAGCUAUCAUAACUUUCAUACUGGCCGUACGGGAGUCGUUGAGGUCAACCUCGACGCUUUUCACUUCAGUUCUACAUCUUUCAACAACCAACAAGCAAGAACUGACUCUAACCCUAGCAUUACGCCAACACACAAAACACCCACAGAUAGAUCAACAUCCACGUAUGUACUCGCAAAAGCCUGGCCAGGAAGCUGUACAAAGGGGAGUGGUCAAGAUACUGAUCAAGGAGACGGAGGUGAUGUGGAGCUCACUGGCUGUAUAACAUUCCACACCACUAACCCUCCAGCCACAUAGCGGGGGUCGGUACAGGUACUGACUAUAACAUUCCACACCACUAACCCUCCAGCCACUUAGCGGGGGUCGGUACACGUACUGACAGUAUAACAUUCCACACCACUAACCCUCCAGCCACAUAGCGGGGGUCGGUACACGUACUGACUGUAUAACAUUCCACACCACUAACCCUCCAGCCACUUAGCGGGGGUCGGUACACGUACUGACUGUAUAACAUUCCACACCACUAACCCUACAGCCACAUAGCGGGGGUCGGUACACGUACUGACUGUAUAACAUUCCACACCACUAACCCUCCAGCCACAUAGCGGGGGUCGGUACACGUACUGACUGUAUAACAUUCCACACCACCAACCCUCCAGCCACAUAGUGGGGGUCGGUACACGUACUGACAGUAAAACGAGGACAGAUACAUAUUUAAAACUUGUGAAAAAAGUUUGUGGAUAACUUCCUUGGUCAAAAUUGUGAAUGAGUGUUGGGUUUAACGCCGCUUUUAACAGUAUUACACGUCAGUUAUAUCGGGGCGUUCCAGCUUAAUGUGGGAGGAAGGCAGGUCUCAGACGUUUACCACUUUGGUGUAACAUGGAUAUGGUGCAGACAAAUCAUGACUGGCAAUAGAUGUGUGUCUUCACUGUGUACCUCCGUUCUCUCUCGUAACACUAUGCUUGAUGAUCAUGACUGGCAAUAGAUGUUUGUCUUCACUGUGUACCUCCGUUCUCUCACGUAACACUGUGCUUCAUGAUCAUGACUGGCAAUAGAUGUGUGUCUUCACUGUGUACCUCCGUUCUCUCUCGUAACACUAUGCUUGAUGAUCAUGACUGGCAAUAGAUGUGUGUCUUCACUGUGUCCCUCCGUUCUCUCAGAUGACACUGUGCUUCAUGAUCAUGACUGGCAAUAGAUGUUUGUCUUCACUGUGUACCUCCGUUCUCUCACGUGACACUGUGCUUCAUGAUCAUGACUGGCAAUGGAUGUUUGUCUUCACUGUGUACCUCCGUUCUCUCAGGUGACACUGUGCUUCAUGAUCAUGACUGGCAAUAGAUGUUUGUCUUCACUGUGUACCUCCGUUCUCUCAGGUGACACUGUGUUUCAUGAUCAUGACUGGCAAUAGAUGUGUGUCUUCACUGUGUACCUCCGUUCUCUGACGUGACACUGUGCUUGAUUAUCAUGGCUGGCAACAGAUGUUUGUCUUCACUGUGUACCUCCGUUCUCUCUCGUAACACUAUGCUUGAUGAUCAUGACUGGCAAUAGAUGUUUGUCUUCACUGUGUACCUCCGUUCUCUCACGUAACACUGUGCUUCAUGAUCAUGACUGGCAAUAGAUGUUUGUCUUCACUGUGUACCUCCGUUCUCUCUCGUAACACUAUGCUUCAUGAUCAUGACUGGCAAUAGAUGUUUGUCUUCACUGUGUACCUCCGUUCUCUCACGUAACACUGUGCUUGAUGAUCAUGACUGGCAAUAGAUGUUUGUCUUCACUGUGUACCUCCGUUCUCUCACGUGACACUGUGCUUGAUGAUCAUGACUGGCAAUAGAUGUUUGUCUUCACUGUGUACCUCCAUUCUCUCACGUAACACUAUGCUUGAUGAUCAUGACUGGCAAUAGAUGUGUGUCUUCAGUGUGUACCUCCGUUCUCUCACGUGACACUGUGCUUGAUUAUCAUGACUGGCAAUAGAUGUUUGUCUUCACUGUGUACCUCCGUUCUCUCACGUGACACUGUGCUUGAUGAUCAUGACUGGCAAUAGAUGUGUGUCUUCACUGUGUACCUCCGUUCUCUCACGUAACACUAUGCUUCAUGAUCAUGACUGGCAAUAGAUGUUUGUCUUCACUGUGUACCUCCGUUCUCUCACGUAACACUAUGCUUGAUGAUCAUGACUGGCAAUAGAUGUGUGUCUUCACUGUGUACCUCCGUUCUCUCACGUGACACUGUGCUUCAUGAUCAUCACUGGCAAUAGAUGUUUGUCUUCACUGUGUACCUCCGUUCUCUCAGGUGACACUGUGCUUCAUGAUCAUGACUGGCAAUAGAUGUUUGUCUUCAGUGUGUACCUCCGUUCUCUCAGGUGACACUGUGCUUCAUGAUCAUGACUGGCAAUAGAUGUGUGUCUUCACUGUGUACCUCCGUUCUCUGACGUGACACUGUGCUUGAUUAUCAUGACUGGCAAUAGAUGUUUGUCUUCACUGUGUACCUCCGUUCUCUCUCGUAACACUAUGCUUGAUGAUCAUGACUGGCAAUAGAUGUUUGUCUUCACUGUGUACCUCCGUUCUCUCAGGUGACACUGUGCUUGAUGAUCAUGACUGGAAAUAGAUGUGUGUCUUCACUGUGUACCUCCGUUCUCUCACGUAACACUGUGCUUCAUGAUCAUGACUGGCAAUAGAUGUUUGUCUUCACUGUGUACCUCCGUUCUCUCUCGUAACACUAUGCUUGAUGAUCAUGACUGGCAAUAGAUGUUUGUCUUCACUGUGUACCUCUGUUCUCUCACGUGACACUGUGCUUCAUGAUCAUGACUGGCAAUAGAUGUUUGUCUUCACUGUGUACCUCCGUUCUCUCACGUGACACUGUGCUUGAUGAUCAUGACUGGCAAUAGAUGUUUGUCUUCACUGUGUACCUCCGUUCUCUCACGUGACACUGUGCUUGAUGAUCAUGACUGGCAAUAGAUGUUUGUCUUCACUGUGUUCCUCCGUUCUCUCACGUGACACUGUGCUUGAUUGUCAUGACUGGCAAUAGAUGUGUGUCUUCACUGUGUACCUCCGUUCUCUGACGUGACACUAUGCUUCAUGAUCAUGACUGGCAAUAGAUGUUUGUCUUCACUGUGUACCUCCGUUCUCUCACGUGACACUGUGCUUCAUGAUCAUGACUGGCAAUAGAUGUUUGUCUUCACUGUGUACCUCCGUUCUCUCAGGUGACACUGUGCUUCAUGAUCAUGACUGGCAAUAGAUGUUUGUCUUCACUGUGUACCUCCGUUCUCUCACGUGACACUGUGCUUCAUGAUCAUCACUGGCAAUAGAUGUUUGUCUUCACUGUGUACCUCCGUUCUCUCAGAUGACACUGUGCUUCAUGAUCAUCACUGGCAA
Messenger RNA from Haliotis rufescens (red abalone), 4490 nucleotides. RefSeq lists its product as uncharacterized. The transcript is spliced from 7 exons. NCBI's taxonomy places the organism in Eukaryota, Metazoa, Mollusca, Gastropoda, Lepetellida, Haliotidae. The record is from RefSeq and is a predicted model, not a curated record. Bases 442 to 1425 code for a protein of 327 amino acids.